Nycticebus coucang (slow loris) is the source of this 417-nucleotide messenger RNA. RefSeq names its product protein FAM136A-like. Gene Ontology annotation, cellular component: cytoplasm. The coding region runs from base 1 to 372 and encodes 123 amino acids. The transcript has a single exon. The record is from RefSeq and is a predicted model, not a curated record. Lineage: Eukaryota; Metazoa; Chordata; Mammalia; Primates; Lorisidae.
AUGGCGGAGGUGCAGCAAGUGCGGGUGCAGGAGGCCGUGGACUCUAUGGUGAAGAGCCUGGAGAGAGAGAAUAUCCAGAAGAUGCAGGGUCCCACGUUCCAGUGCAGCGCCAACUGCUGUGAAGACAGCCAGGUGUCCAUGCAGCAGGUACACCAAUGCCUCGAGAGCUGCCAUGCGCCUCUUGCUCAAGCUCAGGCUCUGGUGACCCUUGAGUUGGAGAAGUUCCAGGACCGCCUGGCCCGAUGCACCAUGCAUUGCAAUGACAAAGCCAAAGAUUCAAUACAUGCAGGGAGUAAGGAGCUUCACGUGAAGCAGCAGCUGGACAGUUGUGUGACUGUGUUGAUGACCACAUGCACCUCAUCCCAACUAUGACCAAGAAGAUGAAGGAGUCUGUCAUAUCCAUUGGGAAAUAAAAAU